AUGAGUUCUACUCCUGAGUAUAAUAAUGAUAAUACCAAGCCGGAACCGAUUCUGAGCCAGCAAAACCAUGAGGAUGGCCACGAGGAUGGCCUUAUUCCUCCGCCAAACGUUGAUGAUGCCGCCCUUGUCCGAAAAAUCGACAUGCGUGUCUUGCCAAUGCUAUUUAUCAUUUAUUUCGUCGCGUUUCUGGACAGAGUAAACAUAUCGAACGCACUUACUAUGAGCAUGCCGACUGAUUUAAAUUUGUACGGUGACCGGGCAAACAUCGCACUUCUAAUCUUCUACAUCCCAUACAUCAUUUUCGAGAUCCCCUCAAACAUCGUGAUGAAGAAACUCAAACCGCACAUCUGGCUUUCAGGCUGUAUAAUUGCCUUCGGCAUCGUCAUGCUCGGCCAAGCAUUCGUCAAAAGCUACGGCGGCCUAAUAGCAACCCGUUUCUUCCUCGGUCUCGCCGAGUGCGGAAUCUUCCCCGGCAGUUUCUACCUAAUCAGUUUCUGGUACAAACGCGCCGAAGCCCAGAAGCGUUUCACCAUGUACUGGUCAUCAGUAAUUUUCGCCGGCGCCUUCGGCGGCCUUCUUGCCUCCGGCAUUGCCAAAAUGGACGGCAUGCGCGGUCUAGAAAACUGGCGAUGGAUUUUCUUGCUAGAGGGCAUUGCGUCCAUUCUAGUCGGCAUUUUCGCGCUGUUUUUCUGCGCAGAUUUUCCGCAGCAGGCAUCUUGGUUGACGGAAGAUGAAAAGGUCGCGGUCAUUGCGAAGACGCGUAAUUUUGAAGACGAUGAUGUCUCGGUUACAAAGGCUGAUUUGGUUGCGUCUUCCAAGGACCUUAAGAUGUACCUGGCGGGGUUUAUGUACUUCACGAUCGUGGUCCCGAUUUACGCUUUCUCUUACUUCGCCCCGACCAUUAUCAAAGCCCUGGGAUACGGAACGAUUCAAACCCAAUUGCACAGUGUGCCGCCUUUUGCUUCUGCCCUCGGACUCUGCAUUGUAGUAGCAUAUUUCUCGGACCGCUUUAAUAUUCGGCUUCCGUUCAUUCUACUUGGUCAACUACUCAUCAUAAUUGGCUUAGCCAUCAUGUUGACAACGCACGGAAAGGGUCACUUUUCCGCCGAGUAUCUCGGCAUCUGCUUCAUCACCAUGGGUGCAUUUAGUUCCGGAGCCGUCAUCGUCUGUUGGGUCCUGAUGAAUAUGCGAGGUCACAAAGAGCGGAGUAUUGGAUCUGGCUUCGUGAUUGGUGUUGGUAAUGCCGGUGGUAUCGUCGCUGUCUUUUGCUUUACCAAAGAUGAUGCCCCAUUGUAUCGACGCGGCUAUUGGAUUCUGAUGGGUAUCACGCUGGCUGGAGUGGUGCUGAGUUUAUUGUAUGCUUUGGUUAUUGUGCGCGAUCGACGCCGUCAGAUUCGUGCUGAGGGGAAGGUUGAUAAGGAGAAGAUUCUGUCUCUUUAG
Penicillium manginii is the source of this 1440-nucleotide messenger RNA. RefSeq lists its product as uncharacterized. Gene Ontology annotation, molecular function: transmembrane transporter activity. The transcript has 4 exons. The coding region runs from base 1 to 1440 and encodes 479 amino acids. NCBI's taxonomy places the organism in Eukaryota, Fungi, Ascomycota, Eurotiomycetes, Eurotiales, Aspergillaceae. Gene Ontology annotation, biological process: transmembrane transport. Gene Ontology annotation, cellular component: plasma membrane. The record is from RefSeq and is a predicted model, not a curated record.